AUGGCAACGCUGCAGCAACAUGUUGAGGAACUUAUCGCAAAUAAUCGUGACCGUUGCAGGCACGUGGAUUUUGUGAAGGUGCCAUGUAGAGCAACUUGUCCAUUGCCAGGAAUGGCCUUCUUAUGUCCCAAGGCGCAGGAAGAAUCGCGAGCCGACGACGAGCUGCUGCCGGAUGAUGAGUUGGAAUUACGCUUCUUUUACGCGAAGCAUCUCUACCGAGCUGGGCUCUGCAAAAUCAGCUUCCCUGCCUACUACAAGGACGCCGGAGCGCUGCUAGCCGAAGCCACGGCCACCGCAGUGGGCAACCUCUCCCCGCUGUACUUCCAACUUGGAUACGAGCUCUGCGACCUGCUGCCCGAGAGCGAGUGGCCCGUUGACAACCUGCGCAACGUACUAAAGGAGGCGGAGUGCAAGCGCAGGGCGUACCUGCUGCGCCGCAGCGAAACGUGCGACGACACCUUCCUCAUGGGACUCACACUCAGCGAGCGGAAACUACACAACGUGGUCAUGCACGGAGACAGCAACGCACUCAUAACACCAGCGAACACCCGCAACAUCGCAAACUUUUACGGGCUACAAGUGUAA
Molecule: messenger RNA, 585 nt
Organism: Babesia bigemina
Lineage: Eukaryota; Apicomplexa; Aconoidasida; Piroplasmida; Babesiidae
Exons: 4
Coding region: 1-585 (194 amino acids)
Biological process (GO): mitotic DNA replication initiation
Cellular component (GO): GINS complex
Source: RefSeq, a predicted model, not a curated record